AUGGAAAUCGCUGCAGCCAACGGCCACGUCGAGGUCGUGAAAUGGCUUGGAACCCAACUACCUGGAGCCUGCACGAGCCGUGUUAUCGACAGUGCUGCUGGAAGUGGCCACUUGGAAAUAGUGAAAUGGCUACACGAGAACACGCAAGCUCGCUGUUCUUUCAAGGCAAUGAAUAUUGCUGCGUACAAUGACCACAUGGACGUAUUGGUCUGGCUCCAUGAGAACACGGGUGCUGGCUGUACAGAAGACGCGAUGAACGGUGCGGCAGCUAAGGGCCAUUUGAACGUGGUGAAAUGGCUACAUGAGCAUCGAUCCGAGGGUUGCUCGGCCACAGCCGUCGAAGAGGCAGCA
This is a messenger RNA of Phytophthora sojae, 351 nucleotides long. RefSeq lists its product as hypothetical. Lineage: Eukaryota; Oomycota; Peronosporomycetes; Peronosporales; Peronosporaceae. The annotation marks the transcript as partial. The transcript has a single exon. The record is from RefSeq and is a predicted model, not a curated record. Gene Ontology annotation, molecular function: protein binding.